AUGGACCUCAGCCCUUCCUUCGCAGAAAAUGGAGGCCAAGCCGACGACAACUCUAACACAGAAAACAACCGCGGUUCAGGAGCGGACUCUCCCAGCCCCUCCGACGCCCCAAAGGCAGGUGAAAGUGCCAGCGGCGCCACUGAAUCCGCGGGAACAGGUGGAGAGCCUACGGGCCGGAGACGGAGAGCGCUCCGGAACCUCUUCAGCCGAUUCAGUGGAUGCACGUUCUGCGGACGUAUGCGGGGACGAGCAGCCGCUGGAGACGCAGCAGCGCAGCUAGGAGAGGCCGUCUUGACUGCUCUCGAAGGCGGAGCAUUCGACCAGGAUCUUCUUGGCUGCAUCAAGAUUGCCCCUGACAUGUUCUUCCCGCUGGCAGCCACGUGCCGCAGCUUGAAAGUUUUGGAGCUCAAGGCAUCCAUCUGCAUCAACAGGCGGAAGAAUCUUGCUGAUGUUUUGACGGCGCACCGCGAGCUAUACCCAGACUCCAUAGGGUUCAUCAGAAACCUUGUUCUCCCUGUAUCCCAUCCCGCUUUUGUUCUCGGCCGUGAAUCGCCACAAUCCGAGUUGGACAUCGAGGCAUUUGCGUUGCUGGUCAAGAAUGCCGUCGAGAAGCGUCCAAUCACACCAGGCACAUACUCGAUCUUUGACGACGCGUCAAAUCGGAGUUGCGUCGCCACACAGAUGACCCACAAGUUGAAGGAUUGCCCCCUGAAGGCCAGCGAAAAGAAGUCCUGGAGGUUGGGCCAGCUCGCUGCCGCGCUGUAUCCUCCGCACGCCGACGCCCUGGACCUUCGACUCCUCUUAUCCGUCCUUGAUCUGUCGGACUGCAAACGGCGCUGGGAGAAACGACCCGUCAUCCUUGUCCAAGUACCCGGACGCGAAAAGCCUGUCGAGGUACCCAAGAAACUGGCGACGCAUCUUCUCUUAUCUGCCGUCAUCUCUCGGGCCUACAGCGCAAACGAAAGCGACGGAAUGCGUUGCCGUAGGGACGGCGAACUGACGUCGAAGCAUGAAGUCUCUUGCAGACGGCUGAAGCAAGUCAAUCAAAUGCGAAGGAUUGUGCAGGCAAUAUUCGAGAGCGUCCUCAGCGACGAUUUGUCUGAAGCUCAAACCAUCGCCGGAACCUUCGCCGAGGAAUGGCGUACCUCUCGCGUUGACGAUAGCAUGAUUGAGAGGGUGAACAAGUUCGUUGUUGGCCACGCCUUUGCAGACAUCUAUGCCUUUCUGGAAGAGAAGCUGGAGAGUCGAGGAACGCGCAUGUUACGGUUCCUCAUCAGGAUGAAGUUAACAAAGUUCCUCACCUGGUAUGUCGCAAGGCUCGUGAGCAAACUGUCCAACCCGACCCGACCUGAGGCCGCAGCUGUCUCGCCCCACAGUGACAGAGGUAUCCCCAAUGAGGUGUUGAACGCAGCGUCAAUAGCUUCUGCUGCACAUCUCGCUUGUGGGGGGUUUGAGAACUGGGUUCAGAAGUUUGCGCAGGAGCUUGUUUUCCGAGUUCUCAAGAGGCAUGCGUCUACGCAAAAAACCCCGGAAAAGGCCAGAACUGCUUUUAUCGAGAAAGUGGGCGCUUCAGACUUUGAUUCGGAAAUAGGAAGCGAGGCACCCAAGGCGGCGUCCCACGACAACGGAAGAGCUGCAGCGUCUCCCACUGAGUCAGCCAGUUCUUUCCUCGGGGUAAAUGGCGAGAAUUCACCUGAAGUCGAAACAGAACCUCAAGAGACAAUGGGAACGCCUCUCACAACGAGUCUCGCAUCCGGGGUAUUGGCAGUGGACAAGGUGAUUUCCUCCUCGAAGAUCCGACGAAGCAUUGCACAGCUCUUAACCGUUCUCAUUGUGAUCACGCUUGCGGCAGAUUUCACAUUGCCCGACUGGUUCCCAGGCAGCCCGGUGAAACGUGUCUUUAUGAGCAUACAAGGCCGCGAGGAUUUCAAACCUCACCAAUUCGGGAGACUUGGACAGCCUGGUUCUUUCCAGCAGUAUACCAUGGAUCGUAAAAAAACAGCGCAGGCCAUAAAUGGGAAUGGGGUAGCCGCAGGUUUUCUGGGUACCGUGGUGAGUUGA
This is a messenger RNA of Neospora caninum, 2061 nucleotides long. RefSeq lists its product as hypothetical. The transcript has 8 exons. Lineage: Eukaryota; Apicomplexa; Conoidasida; Eucoccidiorida; Sarcocystidae. The record is from RefSeq and is a predicted model, not a curated record. The coding region runs from base 1 to 2061 and encodes 686 amino acids.